GGGGGUGAGGUCUUUGCUCCUUAAAUUCUCAAAAACCAGACACUGCAGAAUCCCAAUGAAGCUUCUCCUCGUUCAGCUCAACCCACCUUCCCUAUCAAACUUUCUGCUCUUUUAUCUGGCUUUGAACUCAAUCACUCAUAAAAAAAGGGUUCUUGAUAUCACAUCUUUCAGAUUAAAAAUUUUCAAUUCCAUUUGUCCACUUUCUUUGCAAAUUGAGCUGGUGUUUAAUCUGUUGUUUGUAAUAAUUCCCGUUUCUCAACCAAAUCCCACACUCAAAUUUCACUCUCAUUUCCAUUCCAUAGCCUACUUUUUUUUCUCUGUAUUUCCACUCCAAGAUCUGUUGCCCCGAACUUGAGCUGCUGUUCAGUCGAGAAAUUAAUCUUGGAAAAUCUACUGAGCUAAACGCACGUUUGUGUUCUACUCUCUCUUCCAUCCCAUGGUUCAUUUCAUCGGGAAGUCCUCGCCCUGAUCAAUAUUCGCCUCGUCCUCUCUCUUCCGAUGCCCAAAGUUCUUGAAAGAGAAGAUGAAUCUGACCCACGUACCUACAAGAUCUACACCGCGCAUUGCUUGUGGCCGUCUCUAGCGAAGCCCGACAGCCGGUCCGGAGAUUUCAUUGCGCCAAUGAAGCGGUCGGUCCGCCCUCUGUUCAGCAUUCUUCUGAUCACCGUAUUCGCCUUCACCGUCAGCUUCCGCGCCCUGGUCCGCCGCGGUGCGGGCUCGGGCGCGUUCGAUUUCGACCUGAUCAACGUGUUGGCGACGACGACGCAGACGCCGAGGCCGACGACGUCGACGCCAGCGCCUUUGUUCAACUCCACGCUGCUCAGAUACGCGGCGAUUGACAUAGGAGAGGCAAAAGAAAAGGACGAGAUAGAGCAGUUGCUGGAUGGAAACGUUGGUGGCCAGGGCAGGUACCAGACCUUCGCCGCUUGGCGAAGGUUCAGUGACCCUGAAGUCAGAGAAAGGUCCUCCAAUGGAAUACCGUUGUCACUGCGGUCGCCGCAGAUUUAUCGGUACUGGUUGGAUUUCCGGAGAGGAUUGCAGGAAUGGGCUCGAAGGAAAGCGUUCUUUGAGCCGGAAAUCAUGUUGGAGUUGAUAAGACUACUGAAGCAUCCCAUCGAUAGGCACACCGGUUUGGUGGGUUCGGACAAACGGUACUCGUCGUGUGCGGUUGUGGGGAACAGUGGGAUUCUCUUGAAGAGUGAUUAUGGGGAGCUAAUUGACAGCCACGAGGUUGUGAUAAGAUUGAACAAUGCAAGAACAGGGGGAUUCGAGCGCAAUGUGGGGUGGAGGACCAGUGUUUCGUUUGUAAAUAGCAACAUUUUGCAUCUUUGCACGUGGAGGAAAGGUUGUUUUUGCCAUCCAUACGGCGACAAUGUGCCAAUCAUCAUGUACGUUUGUCAGCCGGUGCAUUUCUUGGACUAUACUAUGUGCAAUUCGUCUCACAAGGCGCCUCUGCUCGUCACUGAUCCACGGUUUGAUGUGUUGUGUGCGAGGAUUGUCAAGUAUUACUCCUUGAAACGCUUUGCGGAGGAGACGGGGAAGUCCUUGGAAGAAUGGGGGCCUGCUCACGAUGGGGCUAAUUUCCAUUAUUCUUCUGGUAUGCAGGCUGUGAUGCUGGCUUUGGGAGUUUGUGAUAAGGUUAGUCUUUUUGGGUUUGGGAAAUCGGCUUCAGCUAAGCAUCACUAUCAUACCAAUCAGAAAGAAGAGCUUGGGCUGCAUGACUAUGAGGCAGAAUAUGCUUUUUAUCGAGAUGUGGUUGAGAGGCCGUCGGAAAUACCCUUCAUUUCUGGCAAGUUCAACAUUCCUCCUAUGGUAAUAUACCAAUAAUUUUUUGUCCGUUGAAAUUAAUUUGCUGUAUUUUAUGUUGUAAAAGCAGUUCUUCCCCCAAUGAGAAAAACAGAGGGGCACAAUUUGUCGAACAUCUCUGUUUCAUAAUUCUGACUAUAAAUGUAAAACUGGAAUCCAGGAAUAUGAUUCAAGUUCCGGGUUCACAUAAAUUCAACUUUUCAUACUCAAAAGUUACAUCAAUCCACUUGGCUACAUACCAUCUUCAACAUGUUUAUCACUGUUUUAAAGUUCCUUUCUGUUACGUGUUUAAAUGGUUUGUUGGGUUCAGCUCUGCUUGAGUUGUCAUAGAGGCUCCUAUUGGAAACACAAAUAAAUGAAAUUUUUUCA
Alnus glutinosa is the source of this 2175-nucleotide messenger RNA. Its product is annotated as beta-1,6-galactosyltransferase GALT29A-like. The record is from RefSeq and is a predicted model, not a curated record. Lineage: Eukaryota; Viridiplantae; Streptophyta; Magnoliopsida; Fagales; Betulaceae. Gene Ontology annotation, molecular function: sialyltransferase activity. The transcript has a single exon. Bases 499 to 1827 code for a protein of 442 amino acids.